Molecule: messenger RNA, 1171 nt
Organism: Rhodotorula graminis WP1
Lineage: Eukaryota; Fungi; Basidiomycota; Microbotryomycetes; Sporidiobolales; Sporidiobolaceae
Exons: 6
Coding region: 1-990 (329 amino acids)
Biological process (GO): peptidyl-hypusine biosynthetic process
Molecular function (GO): protein binding; deoxyhypusine monooxygenase activity
Source: RefSeq, a predicted model, not a curated record
AUGGUCGCCCUCUCGCACGACGACCAGGUCUUUGCCGACCUCGACAAGCAGCUCAACUCGCACGACGUGCCCCUCGCUCAGCGCUUCCGCGCCCUCUUCACCCUCAAGUCGCUCGGCGGACACCGCGCCAUCGAGGUCAUCGGUCGCGGCUUCGACGGCGAGUCGGCCCUCCUCGGACACGAGCUCGCCUACUGCCUCGGGCAGCUCAAGGACCCAAAGGCGCUCCCGAUCCUCACAAAGGUCCUCGAGGACGACAACGAGCACCCCAUGGUCCGCCACGAGGCCGCCGAGGCUAUGGGCGCCAUCGGGUGCGACGAGGCGCUCCCCGUCCUGCGCAAGUACCUCUCGCACCCGAACCCGGCCAUCCGCGAGACGUGCGAGAUCGCGCUCGACAAGGUGGUGUUCGACAACUCGGACGAGGGCAGGAAGCAGGCCGACAACCAGUACCCGUGCAUCGACCCCGCGCCGGCGGCGGCGGCGCCAACGCACUCGCCCCUCGUCGCGUCGGCCCACUCUGCCGCGCUCGCGCCCGCAUCCGCCAACCUGUCGAUCGCCGAGCUCGAGCGCCAGCUCAUGGACACGAGCCUGAGCCUGUUUGACCGGUACCGCGCCAUGUUUGCCCUGCGCAACGUCGGCGACCGCGAGGCCGUGCUCGCGCUCGCGAGGGGGUUCGAGGACGACAGCGCCUUGUUCCGGCACGAGAUCGCGUUCGUCUUUGGCCAGCUGUCGUCCGAGCACUCUGUGCCGGCCCUCGUCGACGUCCUCCGGCGCCCGCACGAGGAGGACAUGGUCCGCCACGAGGCCGCAGAGGCCCUCGGCGGCAUCGCGACCGACGAGUGCCUGCCCGUCCUGCGCGAGUUUGCCGCGCGCGACGACGUGCCGAGGGUCGUGAGGGAGAGCUGCGUCGUCGCGCUUGACAUGUACGAGUACGAGCGCUCGGGCGAGUUUGUCCCGCUCCCGACCCUCUCGAGCGCGACCGCCGCCGCUUAGACUCCCUCCCUCCCUCCCUCUCCUCGCCCGCAUGCACACACCUUACCCCUCGCCUCACCCACUCCCUCUCCCUCUCUCGAUACCCUGCGCCUCGAGCCGUGCGCGACCGACCGCAGCGCGCGCGCCUCCUCCUCCUUCCCCCCUCUUGUAGCUCUGCAACUCGCGUCGUUGGCUUCGUGGA